AUGCGAUCCCUAGGGCGACGGGUUCUGGCGAAAGGUCAGCGUGAUACACCUGAACACCCAGUGAAGAAGGCCUUCCCUUCCGGCAUCAAACAGCUUUGCGGUCCCGUUGACGGCACAGUCGACAUCGUAUUCGUCCACGGCUUGAACGAAGAUCGCGAUGCAACGUGGACUGCCAGAGAUGCCACCGAUCCCUGGCCUAAAACCCUCCACCCACUCAUAUUUCCGACAAUCUGCAUACUUACAUUUGGAUACGACGCGUAUGGGGAUCACGGGCGAGAUGUAAUGUUGCAGGAGCUUAUCGCCAAUCAUGCGAGGAGUCUGCUAGAAUCUCUUUCGUCGUAUCGAGUUGACCAGACGGAUGAGCGACCGAUCAUUUUUGUAUGCUCUGGCUUCGGCGGACUGGUCUGCGACAUGGCCUUAAACUCCUCGAGGCAUCAUCCGGAGCGUUAUUUUAACAAUGUUUUCCGCUCCACCCGCGGUGUUAUCUUCCUUGACACGCCGAACCAUGAGGUUGGACGAGCGAGUUGGGCCGAGGCGAUGUUUUUAUCCACGAGCCUUAUCGAGCAGACGAAUUCCGAACAUGACAACAACCUCAGACGCGAUUUCGAGGUGAUUAGCGACAUUCAAGACCGCUUUUUUAACCUGGUCAACGAGCACAGCUCAGAAAUACAGCCACAGGUCGAGGUUCUUUAUUUAUACGAGGAAUCACCCAAUUUAGUCGCGACCAAACCCUCGGCCAUCACGGCUGACCACACCCCGGACCAUACCCUAAUCGAAAUUCACGGCCAUGUUGAUAUGACCAAGUUCACCAACGUCGAGGACCCUGGAUUUGUGGCUAUUUGCGUUGCCAACCAAUACGGCGAGAGCAGUCGUCAAUAUAAUUUGAUCGGCGGAGGCUCGCAGAAAAUCGUGGAAGGCCAAUAUUUCGUGGCGAGGGGGCAUCAGCAUUUCGAUAGCCCCUGGUCAAUGCCCUCGAAAGACACGCCAGACCAGCAACCCCCGCCUUACAAAUAA
Messenger RNA from Penicillium brevicompactum, 1014 nucleotides. RefSeq lists its product as uncharacterized. The record is from RefSeq and is a predicted model, not a curated record. The transcript is spliced from 6 exons. Lineage: Eukaryota; Fungi; Ascomycota; Eurotiomycetes; Eurotiales; Aspergillaceae. The coding region runs from base 1 to 1014 and encodes 337 amino acids.